Candidula unifasciata is the source of this 540-nucleotide messenger RNA. The record is from the annotation of a GenBank genome assembly. NCBI's taxonomy places the organism in Eukaryota, Metazoa, Mollusca, Gastropoda, Stylommatophora, Geomitridae.
AUGACCAAAUACAACAAUUGCACCAGUUUUCUCUUCAACUCUAAUUCAGGACUCUGCACGCCCGGUGCCUACAUCAACGAGAAGCAGCCGCUCCCGAGCUCUGAGGAGGGGGAUUUCUUUCAGAGCUUCUAUUGCGACACCUCUAAAGGCUUCAGUGUAAAAGCUUACCUAAACACGACAGCCUGCCUGGUGGUGUUGGCAAAGAAGACAUAUGCGGCAGCAGACAAUGACUGCCAGAGCAGGGGCGCCUAUCUGAUGUCGGUAAAAACAGUAGAGCAGUUAAAUUUCUUCGUAAACCUGACAGGAAGCCGCUCAGCAUGGAUAGGAUGUGACGAUAUCAAUCAGGAAGGAAAGUUUGUAUGGAAAGAUAACGGGCAGAUGAUGACCAACUCGGAACGCGUCAAUUUGUUUGCAGUAGGAGAACCAAAUGAUGUGGGUGGAGAUGAGGACUGUGUCAUUUUCUAUACAGGGAACCGUGGGAUAUUGGAUACUCAGUGUACUGGGAGACAUGUCUAUGUCUGUGAGAUGCCGUAUCGCUGA